AUGUCUGGCGAAGCUCUUACCCGCGAUGCCGUCGCAAAGCACAACACCCCAGAAGACAUGUGGUGUAUUGUUGACCACAAAGUCUACGACUUGACCGACUUUGCCGACGCGCACCCCGGUGGCUCUGUUGUCCUCGAGCAAGUCGCUGGCACCGACGCGACCACCACCUUCUACAACCUCCACCGACAAGAGGUGCUUGAAAAGUACUCCGACCUGUGCAUCGGCACCAUCGAAGGCGAGAAGUCCGAAGUCAUUGUCACCCAGCCCGGCGAGCUGAGCCCCGUACCCUACGCCGAGCCGCUGUGGCUGCGACCGCAGUUCAAGAGCCCGUACUUCAAGGAGAGCCACAGGAAGUUCCAGAAGGAGGUGCGGAAAUUCAUCGACAAGGAGGUCAGACCGGUGGCGCAGGAGUGCGAGAAGAGCGGCAAAUACAUUCCUCAGGAGUUGAUCGACAAGAUGGCGGACAACCACAUGCUGGCUAUGCGUCUGGGUCCUGGAAAGCAUCUGCACGGCAAGAACCUGCUUGGUGUGGUCAAGGGUGAGGAGUUCGACUACCUGCACGACCUUGUUCAGGCGCAAGAGGGCGUGCGCGCCAAUGCCAGAGGUUUCCAGGAUGGUAACAUGGCGGGAAUGACCAUCUCCUUGACUGCAGUCCUUCAGUGGAUGCCAGAGACUGAGCACAAGGCACGAGUUGUGAACGAGGUUCUGACUGGCAAGAAGAAGAUGUGCCUGGCUAUUACAGAAGCGUUUGCCGGUUCAGACGUCGCUGGGCUGAGGACGACUGCGACGUUGACACCAGACGGCAAGCACUACAUUGUCAGAGGCACAAAGAAGUGGAUCACGAACGGCAUGUUCAGCGACUACUUUGUCACUGGAUGCAAGACCGACAAGGGCUUCUCUGUGCUUCUCAUCGAGAGGGACGAGAAUCUUGAGACCAAGCUUAUCAAGACCAGCUACUCCACCACUGCCGGAACUGCCUACGUCGAGUACAACGACUGCAAGGUGCCUGUGGAAAACCUGCUCGGCAAAGAACACCAGGGCUUUGCUGUGAUCAUGGCCAACUUCAACCACGAGCGCUUCAUGAUGGCCUGCGCCGUCAUCCGACACUCGCGUACGAUUGUCGAGGAGUGUCUGAAAUGGUGCAACCAGCGGAUCGUCUUUGGCAAGAAGCUGGUGGAACAGCCGGCCGUUCGACAAAAACUGGCAGAGAUGAUCUCUCUCGUCGAGGCCAACCAAGCCUGGCUCGAAUCCAUUGCCUACCAAAUGUCGCACAUGUCGUACGCCCAACAGUCCAAGCUGCUCGGUGGGCCCAUUGGGUUACUCAAAUCGUACGCCACACGAUCUGCGCAUGAGAUCGCCGAUAGGGCUGUCAAUAUCUUCGGUGGACGAGGACUUACACAGUCUGGCAUGGGCAAGUACGUGGAGGAGUUCCACCGCACGUACAAGUUCGAUGCGAUUCUGGGUGGCACGGAAGAGAUUCUGAGUGAUUUGGGCGUAAGACAAGCGUACAAGAACUUCCCAAAGAGCAUGUUGUAG
Molecule: messenger RNA, 1536 nt
Organism: Ascochyta rabiei
Lineage: Eukaryota; Fungi; Ascomycota; Dothideomycetes; Pleosporales; Didymellaceae
Exons: 2
Coding region: 1-1536 (511 amino acids)
Molecular function (GO): acyl-CoA dehydrogenase activity; flavin adenine dinucleotide binding
Source: RefSeq, a predicted model, not a curated record